CUAACUCCAACUCCAACUCCAACUCCAACUCCAUUACUCUACAUUACAACUUCUUCAACAUCGAGCUUGCCUGCCUAUUGUUCGUUCAUCGUCACUUCCAACAUCAUCCUUGAUACCCUUUUUUACAACAUCUUCAAAGGUCUCACGGCUAUCUCUCAAUCAUCACCACAGUCACAUCUUUAAAAGUCGCAAAUAUGAAGUUGACUUUCAAGGAUUUAAAGCAGCAGAAAUUCGUCCUCGAUGCUGAGCCUACUGAGCUUGUCUCUGAUGUGAAGGAGAAGAUCUUCAAGGAGAAGGGAUGGGAGGCGUCGCAACAAAAGUUGAUUUAUUCUGGAAAAAUCUUACAAGAUGCGAAUACUCUAGAGUCCUAUCACAUCGAGGAGAAGGGAUUCAUCGUUUGCAUGAUUACAAAGCCCAAGGCUGCACCAGCCGCGUCCUCUGCGCCUAAAGCUCCAUCAACCCCUGCUCCAGCAUCGGCUGCUACACCCGCUCCACCUGCUGCGCCUGCACAUUCUUCGAGUACCCCAAGCACCGCUGUUCCAGCAACACCUUCUCCUGCUGGUGCCUCGAUCCCAGCUCCUCAAGCCACACCAUCAAAUGAGACUACCGGUCUUGCUAUGGGAGCUGAGCGCUCAGCACAAAUCGCUGAGAUGGAAACCAUGGGUUUCGAGAGGUCACAGAUUGAAGCAGCCAUGCGUGCUGCCUUUUACAACUCGGAACGUGCCAUCGAAUACUUGUUGACUGGUAUCCCCGAAAAUCUUUUGCAAGAACAACGACAAGCUACACCAUCUGCACCCGCCGCUGUUCAAGCCUCAUCUCCUCCCGCUGUCGGUGGCGAGGAUGACCCAGUCGAUCUUUUCCAAGCAGCUGCCGCAAAUGCUGGUAAUCGAGGUGGUGCUGCUCGUGGACGGGCCGGAGCUGGAGCCGAUCUUUUGGGAGGUGCUGGAGCUGGAGCUGCAGCCGGUGGACUCGGUAACCUCGAUUUUCUCCGAAAUAAUCCUCAAUUCCAACAACUUCGACAAGUCGUUCAACAACAACCUCAGAUGCUUGAGCCCAUCCUCCAGCAAGUUGGGGCUGGUAACCCACAAUUGGCCACUUUGAUCAGUCAGCAUCCAGAGCAAUUCUUACAACUUUUGAGCGAAAAUGCCGAUGACGAUGCGCCACUACCACCAGGGGCUCAAGCCAUCGAGGUGACAUCAGACGAGCGUGAUGCUAUUGAGAGGUUAUGUCGUCUCGGCUUCAAUAGAGAGCAAGCGAUCCAGGCCUAUUUUGCAUGCGACAAGAAUGAAGAAUUGGCUGCCAACUUCCUUUUCGAGCAACCCGAGGAUGAGGAAUAGAUAUUCUUUCGUUGAUUCUCGUGUUUCGUGUCUCGGGUUCACUUUUUCCUAUUUUACUCCCUUCUCAUUGAACGAAUGAAUGACGACGAAUGAGCCUUUCCAUUUACGUGUGGUAAUGCCGGGGAAUGGAGGGAGAUGUAAGGGAAUGGUUGGGGCAGAAAUUGAGUGGUAGUGGGAGGGAGGCAGUCUAUUUUUCCAUACCAGCGGAGGGCAAUGAAUUGUAACGAACGAUAUACCUACGUUGCAUAAUUCUCGAACAGCAUAGCAAAAAUGUAACGUAGUUUAUUAUCAUGAAAAUUUUACUCUACUCAGAUAGGGCACAGCAAAUGGAUGGAUUAAUUAACAAGAAAUUCAAUGUUUACAACAAUGUGUGUGUGUACUG
Messenger RNA from Botrytis deweyae, 1719 nucleotides. RefSeq lists its product as uncharacterized. The record is from RefSeq and is a predicted model, not a curated record. The transcript is spliced from 7 exons. Gene Ontology annotation, cellular component: nucleoplasm; cytosol. Bases 195 to 1337 code for a protein of 380 amino acids. Gene Ontology annotation, biological process: nucleotide-excision repair; proteasome-mediated ubiquitin-dependent protein catabolic process. NCBI's taxonomy places the organism in Eukaryota, Fungi, Ascomycota, Leotiomycetes, Helotiales, Sclerotiniaceae. Gene Ontology annotation, molecular function: polyubiquitin modification-dependent protein binding; damaged DNA binding; ubiquitin binding.